Molecule: messenger RNA, 795 nt
Organism: Magallana angulata
Lineage: Eukaryota; Metazoa; Mollusca; Bivalvia; Ostreida; Ostreidae
Exons: 1
Coding region: 1-795 (264 amino acids)
Biological process (GO): DNA integration
Molecular function (GO): nucleic acid binding
Source: RefSeq, a predicted model, not a curated record
AUGAAGUCCAUGUUUGCCCGUCAUGGCAUUCCUUAUGAAGUGCGAAGCGAUAAUGGUCCUCAAUAUACUUCCAAGGAAUUCAAAGAUUUCUCCAGAAAUUGGUGUUUCGAAUAUAAAACGUCGAGUCCAUAUAACCCACAAGGAAAUGGUCGUGCAGAGAAAACCGUUCAAACCGUGAAAAGAAUGUUAGAAAAAGCAAGGAUAGAUGGAAAGGAUCCAUAUAUCAGUUUACUAGAAUACCGGAACACGCCAACAGACGUUGAAUCUCCGGCAAAACUACUCAUGAGCCGACAACUUAGAUCAAUAUUACCAGUAACCAAAAAUCAACUGAAACCAAAAGUAGUGCCAGAUGACAUUACCAGGCAGAAGAGGAAAAUUACCCAGAAUCGUCAGAAAACUUAUUUCGAUGUUGGAAGCCGAAAACUGUCAAGUUUGUCGCCAGGACAAAGAGUUAGAUUCAGACACAGAGGACAGUGGCAACCCGGAUAUGUCAGGGAUCAAGUCCAUACCAGAUCAUACAACGUACAAGAUCAGAAUGGAGAUCAAUUUAGAAGAAAUCGAAGAGACAUCAUACAGUCAAAAGAAACCAGUUUUAAAGAACCUAUUGUUGAACUUGAUGACGAAGACGAAGAGACAGUGAGAGAAAAAGAAACAAGUAAUACAGAAGCUGGAAACCCGGACACUACAGAAGUUGAAGACGCGAGAAGUCCAGACAUUGUUCAGCAAGUGCAACCGUACAAAACGCGUGCAGGCCGAGAAGUGCGUCGUCCGAAAUAUCUUAGUGAAUAUGUGUGA